UGCAAAUUAAGAUGGAGUAUAAAUGGUGUGUAGUACUAUUGACAAUAUUGCCAUUUAUAUUAGUGCUUGUGAAUGGCAAGCAAGUAGUCGUAGUAAGUAAACAGAAUGAACCGAAGCCACGCCCAAACCCAGUAAAGAAGGGAUCUUAUAACCGACGGACAAACUGUUUUGGGUGCAACACGAAUAGAAAACAAGAUUGCUGUGUAGAGGGGGCUCUUACUGACUACUUCCAGAACGAACAGUUUGAGAACAUGUUCUCAAACCGUGACUCGGCUGAGGCCCAUGCAAAGGGCUUCUGGGACUACCACUCUUUUAUCACUGCUUCUGCUGAAUACCAGAACUAUGGCUUUGGCACUACCUACGUGAACUUGACCUUUUUUGGAACCAAGGAAGUCGCAGUUUUUCUUGCCCAUGUUGGCACCAAAACCUCCUGUGGAUAUAAAGUGGCCACCAAGGAACCCUUAGCUUGGGGUUUGUGCUAUAACAAGGAAAUAAAUUCCAACUCAUAUGAUUAUUGUGAUGAGCACUACAAAAACAUUUAUCCAUGUGCUCCUGGAGUUGCAUACUAUGGACGAGGUGCCCAGCCUAUUUACUGGAAUUAUAACUAUGGAGAAGUCAGUGAGGAUCUAAAGGUGGAUUUGUUGAACCAUCCGGAAUACAUCGAAGAAAAUGCUACCCUAGCCUUUCAAGUUGCAAUUUGGAGGUGGAUGACACCAACUAAGAAGCAUCAACCUUCAGCUCAUGAAGUCUUUAUUGGCUACUGGAAACCCACCAAAAAUGACACUUUGGUCAAGCAACUUUAUGGUUUUGGUGCUACCAUGAAUAAUGUGCUAUACAGAGAUCUUGUUUACGGUCGGGAUGAUAAUGAAUCCAUGAACAACAUCAUCUCCCAUUACCUAGAUAUUAUGGGUGUUGGCCGGGAAGAAGCAGGACCUCGUGAAGUGCUUAGUUGUGGUGAGCAGGUUUCUCUCAAUCCAUCCUCUUUCUCAUCUCCUUGAGCUUUCUUGAACUAAUCAUUUUCUAAGGUUAUGCAUUAAUUUGGU
Messenger RNA from Quercus lobata, 1043 nucleotides. RefSeq names its product chitinase-like protein 2. Gene Ontology annotation, molecular function: chitinase activity. Gene Ontology annotation, biological process: cell wall macromolecule catabolic process; carbohydrate metabolic process; chitin catabolic process. Lineage: Eukaryota; Viridiplantae; Streptophyta; Magnoliopsida; Fagales; Fagaceae. The transcript has 5 exons. The coding region runs from base 12 to 998 and encodes 328 amino acids. The record is from RefSeq and is a predicted model, not a curated record.